This is a messenger RNA of Aspergillus campestris IBT 28561, 389 nucleotides long. RefSeq lists its product as uncharacterized. Bases 119 to 334 code for a protein of 71 amino acids. The transcript has a single exon. The record is from RefSeq and is a predicted model, not a curated record. Lineage: Eukaryota; Fungi; Ascomycota; Eurotiomycetes; Eurotiales; Aspergillaceae.
UUUAAGUAGCCAUCGACAAACAGGAUUGCCUGAGAUCACCCUGCCAAGAGGCUGAGGCGGCGUGUCGUGGUAAUUGUGUUUGUUAUUAUUAGAGCAUCAUAGUUCUCAUGGAAUCAAGAUGCUGGUCCUGAGAGGCUCCGCCUCCGUCGGGACGCUAUCAUCACUACUAAAGCCCGAUGGAGUAAGUGAUCUCGACCGUAGAGUUAAGGAUGGACCCAGCAAUACCCAAUCACACUCGCCACUCGGCAGACCGACUCCAUCGAUGGAAGAAGAGGAAACGACGGGUCAGAUCAUGGUCCUAUCCAGGAAAGUAAACGGAGUUCCACGAAAAUAAUCACAAUUCGACAGAGCACUAGAAAGAUCAAGCGUCGUCUAACCCCUGAGACACG